This is a messenger RNA of Misgurnus anguillicaudatus (oriental weatherfish), 4082 nucleotides long. RefSeq names its product dystrophin related protein 2 (gene drp2). Gene Ontology annotation, molecular function: protein binding; zinc ion binding. NCBI's taxonomy places the organism in Eukaryota, Metazoa, Chordata, Actinopteri, Cypriniformes, Cobitidae. The record is from RefSeq and is a predicted model, not a curated record. Gene Ontology annotation, biological process: synaptic signaling. Gene Ontology annotation, cellular component: plasma membrane.
GACUCACCUCUCUCGGAUGACGUCCUUGUUAAUUUAUGAGAUUUUCCGUUCGUCGCCGACUGCCCGUUCAUCACUUCUCUCUCAUCCCGUCGCUUUCUGUUCAGCUGAACGUUCGCGCAAAAUGGAAAUCUGAAGUAAUUCACUUUCACGGUUUCUCGACUGACAGAAAAAGCGUACCGUAACGUGCUUUGUACAGUGGAGAUUGGUAUAAAUCUGUACCCUGGCAGGCUGAUACCAGAGGAAUUGUGGGAGAAGUGUGUGUGUACUGUAUGCCGGGCAGGUCGCACCUCUGGCUUAGCUCACUUAACCCCCUCUGGUGUGGCUCCAUCUGUCCCAGGAUACGUGAAUUGCCACUGUGUCCUCUGGCUGGCAUCUGGUGUCCAUCCCCUCUCCACACGGCCUCAGACUCCAAGAACCUGCCGCCACGUCAAUCACGUCCUCACAGCCGGCUGCAGGGCGGCCCUCGUGGCCGGGAUGCCACUGUGUACCCUGCCAGUCGGCGGUGGAUGCUGAGGGGCAAGAGCUGCCCACCCAGUGCAGGGGGCACAAGAAUAAUCACCCCGACCACGAUAUGAAUCUCUGUUGGAACGAGAUCAAGCGCAAAUCCCACAACAUCAGGGUACGGCUGGAGGCAUUUUCCGACAACAGCGGGAAGCUUCAGCUGUCACUACAGGAGAUCAUCGAAUGGCUGACGGCUAAAGAUGAGGAGCUGUCCGAGCAGCUGCCUAUAGGUGGCGAUGUUGGGGCAGUGCAACACCAGCGAGAAUUCCACCAGGCUUUUAUGGAAGAUGUCAAAUCCAGAGGGCCCUACAUUUACUCAGUGUUGGAGUCUGCACAGACCUUUCUGGCACAGCACCCUUUUCAAGAGCCAGAGGAAACGCUGCCUGAUGGCAAAGAGACUUCUCCUCGUCGGCGAAUGCUCAAUGUAAGUCGCUCUGUCUGGAAGCAGGCCAACGUGGCCAGUGACCUAUGGGAGAAACUGACAGCGCGCUGUGUGGACAGACAUCGGCACAUGGAGAGAACUCUGGAGAGGCUGCUUCAGAUCCAGGCUGCCAUGGAGGAACUGGCCGCUGCACUGGAGCAGGCGGAGGGAGUGCGAGACGCUUGGGAGCCUGUGGGAGACCUGUUCAUUGAUUCACUGCAGGACCAUAUAGAUGCUACUAAGCUGUUUAAGGAAGAGCUGGCCCAGGUGAAAGAAGGUAUGAAGCACAUAAAUGACCUAGCGCACCAGUUGGCAAUAUCAGACGUACACCUGUCCAUGGAGAACGCCAGAACCCUGGAGCACCUCAACAACAGAUGGAAACUUCUGCAGGGGUCCAUUGAAGAACGUCUGAAGCAAUUGCAAGAUGCCCACAGAGAUUUUGGCCCCGGAUCACAGCAUUUUCUUUCCAGCUCCGUGCAGAUUCCUUGGGAACGUGCCAUUUCCCCAAACAAAGUGCCAUACUACAUCAACCAUCAGGCCCAGACAACCUGCUGGGACCAUCCAAAGAUGACUGAAUUAUAUCAAGCUUUGGCGGACCUGAACAACAUCAAGUUCUCUGCAUACCGGACGGCCAUGAAGCUGAGGCACGUGCAGAAGGCUUUAAGAUUGGACCUGCUGAAGCUGAGCAGCAUGGUGGACGUCUUUCGAGAACAGGAACUUAUGCAGAGCGAACACGUGAUGGAUGUGGUUGAGGUCAUCCACGCUCUCACCUCCCUGUACGAGAGAUUAGAGGAGGAAAGGUCCGUCCUGAUCAACAUCCCCCUUUGCGUCGACAUGUGCCUCAACUGGCUGCUGAACGUUUAUGACAGUGGGCGUAAUGGUAAGAUGCGGGUGCUUUCCUUCAAGACAGGCCUGGUGAUUCUAUGCAACGCAGAUAUCCAGGAAAAGUAUAGAUAUCUUUUUCGACAGGUGUGCGGUCCAGGUGGGCUGACAGAUCAGAAACAUCUCAGUCUGCUGCUGCACGAGGCCAUUCAGAUCCCUCGGCAGCUAGGGGAGGUGGCAGCAUUUGGAGGGAGCAACAUAGAGCCCAGUGUCCGUAGCUGCUUUCGUAUGGUUCCUGGUAAAUCAGCCAUCGAGGUGUCACACUUCCUAGAGUGGAUGAGCCUGGAGCCCCAGUCAGUAGUUUGGCUUCCUGUUCUGCACCGGGUGACCGUAGCUGAGACAGCCAAGCACCAGGCACGCUGCUACAUCUGUAAACAGUGUCCUAUCAAAGGCUUCAGAUACCGAAGUCUCAAACAGUUCAAUGUGGACAUCUGCCAGACGUGUUUUCUGACUGGCCGCACAAGCAAGGGAAAGAAACUCCACUAUCCCAUCAUGGAGUACUACACCCCGACAACCUCAGGCGAGAAGAUGCGGGACUUCGCUAAAACGCUAAAGAACAAGUUUCGCUCGAAGCAGUAUUUUAGUAAACACCCUCAGAGGGGUUACCUGCCUGUCCAAUCAGUGCUGGAGGUGGAAAGCUCUGAGACGCCUUGCUCAUCUCCCAGACUGCCUCACGCGGACACACACAGCCGAAUUGAGCACUUUGCCAGCAGGUUGGCAGAAAUGGAGAACCAAAACUGUUCUUUUUUCACCGACAGUCUCUCUCCGGAUGAAAGUUUGGAUGAAGAUCAGUACCUCCUACGUCACUCCAGCCCCGCCCUCGAGCAGGACUCCCCCCACGGACACCUGCUGGCCCACCUGGACUGCCAGGACAGAGAGGAGCUGCAGCGCACGCUUCACCGUCUGGAGAACGAGAACAGGGUGCUGCAGGGCGAGUAUCGGCGGUUGAAGUGGAAGCACGAGGAAGCAGCGGCAUCGCCCCAGCUUCUGGAUCCGGGGUCACCGGCCGGUCAGCAGGAUGAGGAGCUCCUAGCCGAGGCUCGAGUCCUCCGACAGCACAAGACCCGUCUGGAGACGCGCAUGCAGAUUCUGGAGGACCACAACAAGCAACUGGAGUCCCAGUUACACAGACUUAGAGAAUUACUGCUGCAGCCCAAAGAUGACUCGGAUGCCAAUGGCUCUGCUCCAUCCUCUCUGUCCUCUCCGGUGUCAGUAGGUGGCCACCAGGGGGAGGCUGCCAGUAGAGAGACGACAGACACAGAAGCUGCAGGUGAAUACUUGGACCAUGAGCAAGACACCGUACUGCAACUGCAGCAGGUCAUCGAGCAGCUGAGGAACGUCUUCCCAUCUGAACCAGGUCCAUGAAGAACCUGAAUCUGAACUCAGAGGCUUAUUAUGGUGCAGGUGCCAUUUUGCCCCUCUGAUGUUGGCAGGGUUGUGGGUAUGAAGGGCUGGAGAGACCAGGGGUCAGAAGACGCUCCUCUCCGGCCCACCGUUCUCACUCUGCAGCCGAUCCCAAAGAGCCGUGGGAUACCCGAGUGCUAACUAAACAAACUAAUGAUGUUUACAUGGUGCCAGAGGCCCGCACUGAUCCGGACACUGUGCUAACCCGUGUAGUAAUGCAAGGCGUGUGGCUUCAUCAGUACAGCACAAGAACCAUCACUCACAUCAUAAUGGGGAAGGGGGAUUGCUAUUGCCUUUAAGUACCCCUGUGCCAGCAAAUUCUUUGUGUUGUAACUUUAUUUUUAUUUAUUUUUUUCAUUUUAACAUGUACUGUUUUUAGUGAAUCACUCACGCACAUAUAAAUGCGCGCACAUACAUACACGUAGCCUCGGCAAUGUGUGGCCCUUGCUCUGUGAAGCAGAUGAAACAGAUUCCUGGGAAGCGCCGGGACACCCGGCAAGCUUAUUUACACUGAAGGAAUGACACUUCUUCAGCAGGAGCUAUCAUUUAUUGAAGAUGCGAAAGCGCCAGUGAGCAUUGUGCUGCUCUUCUCUCAUUUUGGCAUCUAUCUUUAUCUCUUUCACAUGGCACAGCCGUCUACUCUCUGCGUGUAAGUAACUGUCAAACACAUACAUACACAGAUAUACAUGUACACUAGUAAAGUGAUUUUCUUAAUCUGUCAUUUUCAUGUUGUUUUAAAGUAUGUAGGUGUCUGGUAAUGAGAUAUUUUUCUUACCCUAUUGAAAAAAUGUUUAUUAACUAAUUUUUUAAGUAUAAGUAGGGAUGCGCAAUAAUUUGCAUGUGAUUGUUAUUCCAUAAAGCCGGUUCCUUGAUU